AUGCCUCCAAGAUUGAAAGCUCACUUCUCCCAGGUGGAGAAGACAGAGCUAGCAACCCAACGUUGCAAGAAAGUCCCCCGGGCUACGCGUAGCACAGCUGGGACCAAUGAUACCCUACCAGAAGCAACUGAACUGGCAUCAGCUUUGACUCAACAAGCCGUUUGUUUUGCCAAGGAGGAUGGUGCCAAAGUCCUGGUUGAUACGGACAGAUCUGGUGCAGAGGGCAGAGGAGAAGGUGCUGGCGGAGAUGACAAGUCUGACAGUGAAGGCAAAGGCAAGGACAAGGGCUCUGGCAAGGGACCAAAUGUUAGCAAACCCAGUCGCAAGCCAGCUAAAGGUCGCAAGGGUUGUGCUGCGGGCUCCGCUGGCUACUCAAAGGCCAAAGAGUGGUUGAUUGUUGAAGGCAUGCAGAAGUACCUUCCGCGCAGCAAGACCAGCUGGAGGAAGGUUGCAAGAUACUACAAUUGCCGCGUAGACAAGAAACGCCAGCGCAAAUGGGAACUUAUCAAGAACAAAUAUGGUCGAAUGGUAAAGAAGAAGAAACCUACCGGCAAUGGCAAAGGCUUGAAGAUUCACAAUGCCAUCCUUGGCAUCAAAGAUUUGCACAUUGCCCAGGAAGAGAUUGGCAAUAUAGACAACAAUGAAUGGUUGGAAUUGGGCGCCAAUGAAGCUCUUGACAAGCCGCCGCUGAAGAAGCCUUGUAUCAAAAUUGAGGCAACCUCUGUCCCUGUCUCUGGGCCCGCGCCUGCUCCUUUCCGUUGGCCUAAACCCACUCCGUCAAAACUGGCUCCUAAGCACCAGGAGCCAGAGAUCCUUAUUCUUUCAUUGACCAACAACAACGCCUCCCCUCAGACAACGCCCGCCAAGCAUAAACCCCACCCAGGCGUGAAGGCCAAGCCCGGCAAUACCUACUACACUGCUAAAGCGCCACAGCCUACCAAGGUCAAAGCAAAUACAGGUAAACGGCACAGAAACGCACAAACCUUGGUCAAAGACCUGACCAACACCCUCAAGAACGCGGCUCAAUAUAACAACGCCAAAGACGCCGGAGUUGCCAAAGUCAAGCUCUUUGGUUGCAACGUAUCCAAAGAGCAACUUGAGAGGGACCUUGCCGCGUCUCAGGAACAAUGUCACCAGCUAGAGCGCCAGUUAGAUACCGUGGUUGUAGCCAUGACCAUGUUUGGUAUUCAGGUGCCUGCUGCCAACCAGGCAAAUGGACCGGGCCUUGGCCUUGCUCUUCUUGAGUUCCUACAGUCUCAUCUUCCCGCCGUGGCUUCUCCUGCCGCCGUUCUUGCUGCUGCCGCUCCCACCGCCGUUGCUACUGCUCAUGCCGCUGUUCCCGUCACCGUUUGCAAUGCCAUUCCUGCCGCCGUUCCUGCUGCUGGUCUUCCCACCAUUUGCGCCGCCGCUCCGCUGCGGUUCCCGUCCCUGCUCCCACCGUUGUUCCUGCUGCCACUCCUGUUGUUGCCCCUAUCCCAACCAAAGACUCCGGCAACAAUAUUGAAUUCAAUCCUGCCCUCUACAAGCCCCAGGGAUUUGCGGCAAGUGCUGCCUUGGGCUCCAACUUGA
This is a messenger RNA of Rhizoctonia solani, 1569 nucleotides long. RefSeq lists its product as uncharacterized. The transcript is spliced from 3 exons. Lineage: Eukaryota; Fungi; Basidiomycota; Agaricomycetes; Cantharellales; Ceratobasidiaceae. The coding region runs from base 1 to 1569 and encodes 522 amino acids. The record is from RefSeq and is a predicted model, not a curated record.